Zingiber officinale is the source of this 2032-nucleotide messenger RNA. Its product is annotated as CBL-interacting protein kinase 29-like. The transcript has 3 exons. Gene Ontology annotation, molecular function: protein kinase activity; ATP binding. NCBI's taxonomy places the organism in Eukaryota, Viridiplantae, Streptophyta, Magnoliopsida, Zingiberales, Zingiberaceae. The record is from RefSeq and is a predicted model, not a curated record. The coding region runs from base 68 to 1357 and encodes 429 amino acids. Gene Ontology annotation, biological process: signal transduction; protein phosphorylation.
CCGCCAUUUCCUCCCAAGUUCGCGGCAUCGCGCUCCACGGCGAACACGGAACGACCGGUAGGAGAGCAUGGCCGAACACGUCGCCGGUGCUCCGCCUCCGGCCAAGAUCAUUUUCGGCACCUACGAGCUGGGACGCCUCCUAGGCCGCGGCGCCUCCGCCAAGGUCUACCACGCCCGCCACCUCCCUUCCGGCCAGUCUGUCGCUAUCAAGGUUUUCCCUAAACCCCGACGCACAGCCGCCGCUUCCGCCUCCGACUCUUUCAUAAGGGAGAUCUCCGCUCUCCGCCACCUUCGCCACCGCCACAUCGUCCGCCUCCGCGAGGUCCUUGCCUCCCGCUCCACGGUCUACCUCGUCCUCGACUUCGCCAAGGGCGGCCAGCUCUUCUCCCGCGUCGAGGACCGUGGGCGCCUUCCGGAGGACCUCUCCCGCCGGCUCUUCCGCCAGCUGAUUUCCGCCGUCGCCUACUCCCACUCCCGCGGCGUGUUCCACCGGGACCUUAAGCCGGAGAAUCUCCUGCUAGACGAUGCCGGCGACCUCAAGGUCUCUGAUUUCGGAUUCGCCGCUCUCCGGCCAUCCUCCGACUGCGACCGACUCCUCCACACCCAAUGCGGGACGCCGGCAUACGUAUCGCCGGAGAUCCUUUCGGGGAAGAAAAGGCACGGAUACGACGGGGCGAAAGCAGACAUUUGGUCUUGCGGCGUGAUCCUCUUCGUGCUCAACGCCGGCUACCUCCCUUUCAAUGACUCCAACCUCAUAUCCCUCUACCGCAAGAUCUACUGCGGGCACCACCGCUGUCCGCGGUGGACCUCGCCCGACCUCCGCCGCCUAAUCGCCCGCCUCCUCGACCCCAACCCGGCCACCCGGAUCUCAAUCGACGGCAUCCUCCACGACUCAUGGUUCGCCAAGGGACUCGACGCGGAUCAAAAGGCGGCACUGAUGCGGCCGCUCGCCGACGACUCGAAGCCCCACCAUCGCCGCCUAAGCGGCGGGGAGCUCAACGCCUUCGACCUCAUCUCCUUCUCAUCGGGGCUCGACUUAUCUGGCUUCUUCACGGAGGGGAUUCCGGACUGCGAGCGGUUCGUGGUGGUCGGUGGUGCGGCAGACAGGAUGGUGGAGCGGGUGGAGCAGGUCGGAAAGAGCGAGGGUUUGGUAGUGAGGAGGGAAGGCGAGAAGGGGUCGGCGGUAGUAAUUGAGAGGCAAAAUGGGGAAUUAGUGGUUAGGGUGGAGGUUCAUCGGUUGCUCGGUGACAUGGCGGUGGUAGAGCUGGAGAAGGGAGGAACCGCCGGAAGCAUCUGGAACGAGAAGCUGAGGCCACAUUGGGAGCUACCGGUGAUAGCCCGUUGGCUAGCCGUCUAAGAAAUGUGUCAUCGGGACCGAUUGAGAUUUUCGGUAAACCAAGUACGUUUUUGUAAAAUACAGUAAAGCUGACCAGAGGAGCGUACAAAAGAAAGGGCUGGACACCGAUCAACAAAGAUAAAGGCAUAAUUUAUAAAGGAGAUUGCUGAUUGAUACACCUGUUGGAUCAUUGCUACCUAGUUAAAACUGCUCAUCCAAGAUUUACCAGAAAUUAACUCAGUCAUCGUCAACCAUCUGAAAGACAACAAAAACCUUGAGCUAACAGCAGUUUCGGUGUCAAAUGCAUUCAGCACAAACUUAAAUUAGCAAGAAGGUUCAAUGGAGCAAGGGAGAGACCUCAUAGUGGCCAAGUACCACCUCCAAGCUUGCAAGUCUUCACUGGUUGCAUUUGUGGCAGGAACAGACCCUGGAGAAAAAGGUAACACCAAAUCUGCUGGAAGAAUGCUAGAUUUGGCCUCUGAGAGGAUAAGUAGUUGGACAUCAGCAGCCAUCUCCAACUUGUAAUACUCAAAGUCAUACUCGACCUGCAUUUCAUUAACUUAAUUUCAGCAAGAGCUAUGAACUGUGUUUCAUCAUGGCGAGUCAAGGACCAGGUUACAACUCACCUUUUGUAAUUCUAGUAAAUUCUUAAGCAAUCUAGCAUUCUCAAUGCCAUUAGAACUGAGUGUUCCACUC